This is a messenger RNA of Rhododendron vialii, 2381 nucleotides long. Its product is annotated as la-related protein 1C-like. The transcript is spliced from 6 exons. NCBI's taxonomy places the organism in Eukaryota, Viridiplantae, Streptophyta, Magnoliopsida, Ericales, Ericaceae. Gene Ontology annotation, molecular function: RNA binding. Bases 330 to 2051 code for a protein of 573 amino acids. The record is from RefSeq and is a predicted model, not a curated record.
CUGGACCCUCCCAGAGCAAAACGAAGAAACGAAGAAACGAAGCAAGGAAUAGAGAGAGAGAGAGAGGAGAGAGAAAGCUCAUUGCAGCUCAGCCUCGUCGUCUCCACCGCGUCCCUCCAUUCUCUCACUGCGCCAGCACAAUCUUUGGAACUCAUUAUCCACUAAUCAAACCUCUAAUCACCUACUAAUCCGCCUCCCAUAUUUUUUUUCGUCACCAGUCGAUCGACCCGUCGGCGGAGAAAAACUCAAACGGCGGUCGACAGAGACGCUUAAUUAACUCGCGCCGCUUCCCAUUCGAAACCCUAGUUUCGAAAACCCUAACUCUCUUAAUGGCCGCCGCUGCCGAUCACCACCCUCGCGACCCCUCCACCGCCGCCCUCAACAGCCCCAAAUCGAACCGUGGCGCGGCGGCGCGUGACGUUCCGUCGCCGCCGUGGACGACGCGCGUUCGGAACUCCGAAUCGGAAUCUGACUCGAUCGUCUCCUCCUCCUCCUACGCUGCGUCUCCUUCCUCCCCUUACGCUCGGGGGCAAACCAGUCAUUCUACUUCUUAUCCGCCUCCUCCUUCGAAGGAGGAGGCGGCGGCGGUUUCCUCCACGUCGUCGUUUUCGGCGGGAGAUGAAGCGGCGACCGAGGCUCGGUUGGAGAGCUGUGACAAUAAUGGUGCUGGUGCUGAGAGUGGCAAUGCGGGUAAGAAGCCGGUGUGGAACAAGCCUUCGAAUGGAGCUGUUGAGGUUGGAGGAGCAGUAAUGGGGGCCGUUUCCUGGCCCGCGCUCUCCGAGUCGACUCAUAAGGCUUCUCCCAAACCGUCUAAUCCUUCUGAUUCCUUGAAACCUCUCCCCGAGGGAUCGGGGUCUGGAAUUGCAUCUUCUUCACAGAAACAGGUGGCAACAAAUGAUACAAACCCUAGUUUAGGUCCAAAUCAUGUAGCACCCACACGCCAGAAAUCAAUGAAGCGCAGUAGUGGGAGUUCAGGUGUAACAGCUAAUGGUGGCUUCCAUGGGCCAGUGGAACCACUGGGUCAAGUAGCAGAAAUACCUUCUGAUAUUGCUGGAUUACCUGGGUUAUCUGUUCCGGAGACAUCUCCAAGAGACUAUAUGCAGAAGGGAAGUGGACAAAGAGGCGGAUUUGGGUCACAAUCCCGUAGUGGGAAUGAUCACUCACAACAGCGAAAUUCGUAUAGGAGGGGCAACGGUACUCCCAAUCCUCGGAGUGAUGGUUCUUACCAUCAGAAUCAUGGGGGCAGGGACCGUGUUAAUCAUGACAGGAAUUCUCAUAGAAGUUUUAACGGCAGAGACAGUCAAAUGCAGCCACAACGAGUUGUUCCUCCUAGGGGCUUUAUGCAACACCCACCGCAUGGUUCUACCCCUUUUCUUCCUCCACCACCAAUGCCUGUUCGACCUUUUGGCAACCCUUUUUAUGCUGAAGUUGCACCUCCAAUGUUUUAUGUUCCAGUUCCACCUCCCCCUCCAGACUCCCUCAGAGGCGUGCCUAUUGUGACGCCAUUACCGCCUCCUGCCUUGCUUUUUCCUACCUCAGGUCCUCUUUUGCAUGCUAAGAUAGUGACUCAGAUAAAUUAUUAUUUCAGCAAUGAAAAUUUAAUUAGCGAUACAUUCUUGCGGCGGAACAUGGAUGAAGAUGGUUGGGUUCCCAUCAAACUAAUAGCAGGCUUCAAAAAAGUAAUGGUUUUGACAAACGAUAUCCCGCUUAUAUUGGAUGCCUUGCGCUCUUCGGAUGUUGUGGAAGUGCAGAAUGGUAAAGUUAGAAAGCGAAAUGAUUGGAGGAGAUGGAUCAUGCCUCCUUCCAUUGAGUUCCAUACCAUGUCAAGUCCUCGAUCAGUAAAUCGUUCCAGUCAUGAGACUCAUGACAUGCUUACAGCCAACAUCCAGAGCAUGUCCGUGGUGGAGAAGACAAACAAACAAGCUGGAGCCGAGACAUUCCUAAGUAGAUCAUAUUCCGGGGACUUGAAUAGCCCAUUCCAACUAUCCACUGCAGAGGGGACAAACCAAGCCCCUAUUCAAGCUGGUACUGAGCUUUCUAAUUUCAGCUAGAAGUUCAAAUCUUCAAGUCAAUGAGAAGUGUGCUAUUGCACAACAUACAUCUUGAAGGGUUUUUGUGCGAUAUGGGUUGACGGUUGUACUUGAUGGCAGUGAAUAUCUUCCGAGAGUUUUUGUCUUUUUUUCUAUGUUUUUUUUGUUUUUUGUUUUUUUGGUGAUAACGGUCUUGGCCUUGUCACGCCGUAGAAGAGAUCCAAAAAAAUGGGGUAAACUUACAAGAAAAUAAGAGAGGAACCAUAGGAGGGGGAAAAACAAGUCCUGUUUUCAAGACUAUAUGAGGUAGUAACAUCAGUAUGUUGGAAUGUAUUUAUGAUUCUGGUGGGA